Messenger RNA from Trypanosoma theileri, 2796 nucleotides. RefSeq names its product protein kinase. Gene Ontology annotation, molecular function: protein serine/threonine kinase activity; ATP binding; phosphatidylinositol binding. The record is from RefSeq and is a predicted model, not a curated record. The coding region runs from base 1 to 2796 and encodes 931 amino acids. Lineage: Eukaryota; Euglenozoa; Kinetoplastea; Trypanosomatida; Trypanosomatidae. The transcript has a single exon. Gene Ontology annotation, biological process: protein phosphorylation.
AUGUCCAAACUAUUUCGCCUGGAUGGUCAGCGGCAUAAUAAACCCGACUGCAGUCCAGCCCAUCUCGCCGAUCUCCGCCGCCGCAGUGCCAUUCACACUCCCCCUGUUGUCGCUAUUCCAAAGUACCGCGUGCGUGGGAGUUACGUGGAGUACGUGAUUGAGUGCGCCGCCCACGAUCUCCGCUGGCACGUCUACCGGCGAUAUCAGCAAUUCCGCGAUCUCGACCACAGCCUGCGCCGCCUCUGCCCGCUGGGCAAUCGCCACCACUGCGACUACGGCGUCUUGCCCGUUCUCUCCGGCAGUCACUGGGCGGAGGUGACGAAUCAGUCCGCCGAUCGAGUGGAGAGGCGGCGGCGGUAUUUGGAGAUUUAUCUCGCGCAGCUGCUCGUCCCGCAGAAUCUCUUCUACGUUGCGGGCACCGCACUCUACGCGUUUCUGCAUGAUGGGGCAGUGCCCGUGCGGAAUAGGGGAGGCGGCGGUAUUCCCCCACUGAUUGGAUUAAACAGUCCAGAGGCGGAGGAAGAAGGAAAAGGGGAAGUGGUAAUGGUGGAGGCAAAAGAUGGAAAAGAAAAAGGGGGAGAAAAGGUCAGAGUAGAUGGGAAAGAAGAGACGGUUUUAUAUUCAGAAACUACACCAUCUAAAGUACAUGAUAGGAGUAGAAUAAACAGCAGCAUUUGUACCAGUAAUAGUACUAUCCAUAGUAGUAGAAGUAAAAGGGAUGAAGUAAAGAAUAAAGCAGAUACUCCACUUCACACAAAAAGGGAAAGUAGUCACUCAGAGAAGAGUCUAGCAAUGGCAUCUGCGAGUCUUUCUUCAGCAGGACUUGGGUUAAACAGUGAAAAUAUGGAUAUUGAAGAUAUUCCCUCUAAUGAUGAUACAGAUGUGGAAGAUGUACGUCAGCCUCCACGAGUACCCUUCUGUUUACAAUGUAAUGAAGAGUUUUCAUCACUUCUCUAUCCACAUAAAUGUUUUUCUUGUAAACAACGUUUUUGUCGGAAUUGUUUACGCCGUGUGGAACUAGAGGAUAAAGAUUUUGCAAAGGCAUGUCUACAAUGUUAUGAAAAUAUUUUACGACAUGAAGAAAAGAAAAAAAGUGUAAAAAAUUCUACUUCUUCAGCAUCUAUAGCCUCAUCAUCUAAAAGUAAUAAUGAUAUGAAUAACAGAAUUCCUAAUGAUGAUACUUUACGUUUUCAUAAUAGUUCUGUAGUUCGUACAGAUGUUUCUUUGCGUGACUUUAUACUUGUUACAACGAUUGGACGUGGUACAUUUGGAAAAGUUAUCAAAGUUAUAUUUCGUGAAGAUGGUAAAACGUAUGCGAUGAAAGUAUUAAAUAAAUGUAUUAUUCACAAGAGACGUAUGAUUGAUUAUAUUAAAGAGGAAAAAAACAUAUUGACUACACUUACACCUCAUCCAUAUGUAGUCACUUGUCAUUUUGCUUUUCAAACGGAUUAUCAUUUGUUUUUUGUACUGGAUUACCUUCCGGGUGGGGAAUUAUAUUCCUUAAUGUAUCCAAAAUCUCAACUUUCUACUGCAGAUGUUAAACUUUUCAUUGCUGAGAUAGUCUUAGCCUUGGAACACCUGCAUCGCUUUGAUAUCGUACAUCGAGAUCUUAAACCUGAGAAUAUAGUCUUGGGCCCGGAUGGACAUGUAAAACUAACGGAUUUCGGACUUGCCAGAAUGAACUUUUCUCAUUUACGACGACGAAGUUUUGUUGGGAGUGCGGAAUACCUCGCACCAGAGACAAUUCAAGGGGAAUAUCAAACAAAGGCAUUAGAUUGGUGGAGUCUUGGAGUGAUGUUGUUUGAAAUGCUUCAGGGGGAACCACCAUUUCAUGGGGCGAAUAAUAAUGAAGUUUAUGAUAAUAUCUUAACGAAAUCAUUAGAUCUCACGGCAGCUUGUUUUUCACCUGAAGCCGCUUCUUUAAUUGAACAAUUACUUCAUCGUCAACCGAAACAAAGAUUAAGAGAUCCACAGAAGAUUAAAGCACAUCCUUAUUUUGCUUCUAUAGACUGGGAAGCAUUAGAAAAAAAAGCCAUUCCCGCCCCUAUCCAUCUUGAAUUGGGUGAAAAUGAUACCAGAUACUUUAAGCGAGAGUUUACGGCAGAGUGGGCGGUUAUUGUAAAACCAUUAGGUGUAAGCCGAGCCACUUUAGAUGUAUUAACACAUCGUUUUGGUAAUUUUGUUUAUGUGAAGGAUGAAGAGUAUGCCUCUCCAUCACCGUUAAAUAAAAUAUCACAAGAUGAUCAAGGAAAUAUGUGGUUUCCUUCUUCUACUUCUACUUCUACUUUAUCAUCAACUAUGCUGGAUGCACAACAUCAUAGUGAUUCACUAAACCCACAGAGUCUCCAUGGAGUGUGGAGUCUUGUGAAGGUGGAGAUGGCAACAGCGGAUGGUAAAAUUGCAUAUCCCUGGGGAAGUGAAGUAUGUGGAUUGCUUGCAUACUUCCCAGAUGGAUUAUUUACAAUGCAACUUUCAUUUACACGAAAACAUCGAUCACAGAAGUGGAAUAUUCUUCACGCCACACGGGAUGAACUCGUAAAUGUGUAUAACUCAUAUGCUGCGAGUUUUGGUAAAUAUCAAAUGAAAACUGGGAGCAACGUUGUGGUGCAUUUUCCCAGUGGAAGUCUAUGCCCAAGUUUUACAUGGAGUUCACAAAAGUACUUUAUUCAACUCUAUAAAGGGAAUGAAGGAGAGGGCGGUGUGGAAAUGUUGAAACUCUUCACAGCGCCUUACAGACUUCGUGAAGAUGAUAUUAAGGCGAGAACAGUACUAACAUGGGAACGAGUUGCUUUAUAA